Portunus trituberculatus (swimming crab) is the source of this 5059-nucleotide messenger RNA. RefSeq lists its product as uncharacterized. Gene Ontology annotation, molecular function: guanyl-nucleotide exchange factor activity. The record is from RefSeq and is a predicted model, not a curated record. The transcript is spliced from 6 exons. Bases 834 to 4208 code for a protein of 1124 amino acids. Lineage: Eukaryota; Metazoa; Arthropoda; Malacostraca; Decapoda; Portunidae. Gene Ontology annotation, cellular component: cytoplasm.
AGUGAGCGAGUGAGCCAGUGAGCGAGCGAGUGAGUGAGUGGAUACGUACGUAACGCGGACUCUACAGGCAGGAUAUCCAGUCGCCUGUCAUGACCAUCAAGUCCUUGGGGAGUGUUUCAAGCCAUGGGCGUGACAAAAAGCACACUAAGCACGUAAAAUGGAUUGGGCUCACUUUUUAUCUUUCCAGUACAUACUUUUUCCUCAGUGAUGUGACUGCUCUCACUCGCUCAGGUGGUGCUAUCAGUGUGGCUCCUCGAUACUCACCUCACCUGCCAAGUGUCACACCCGGCGCACCAAGACGUAGUUACCUGAGCCACCCUCGCACGCCGGGCCUCGCGGGUGUCGCCUUGAAAGGGGAGAGAGGCUGAGGGUGUACCCGGUGGCAGUUACUUCAACCCCUGGGAAUGUAGUGUGUGACCAGAGUGUUCCCGUACUACUACUACUACUACUACUACUACUACUACUACUACUACUACUACUACUGCUACUAGGUUAAAAGAGCACUACCACCACCACCACCACCACCACCACCACCACCACUAAGAGCAAUAUCACCACCACUUUCAAGAUUAGGCGUUUCUUCUUCCUUCUCCUGCCUCUCCAAGUGCUUUCCUCUCCUCCUCCUCCUCCUCCUCCUCCUUCUGCUCCUCCACCUUCUCCUGCAGCCAUGUCACGCCCACAAGAGAGGAUCUGAUGCCCCUCAUCGCCACACCUCCCAUCAUCCAUCCAGGGAAUGACAUCGUGGCGACAGGUGAAGCCUCGCGCUUUGUGGUGUGUGGUGACGCGCGGCGGGGAGUGGGGCCUGCCCUUCACCUGCGGAGGCGCGUGAGAGCAUGAGUGACUGUGUGGACGACAGGACGCCCCUGCUGCAGCCCUUCGUCCGGGGCAGCUCCCUCCGAACCCCCGUCAGGUUGUACAAGACACCUCCAGACAUCUACACCCAAAACCCAAUCUAUGGCCCCAACUGCAAGCCCCCGCUGCCGCCCCGCCCCGCCGAGUGGCUGCAGAGACGGCCCCUGCUGAGGAGGUCACACUCUGUCAACGAGGGGGAGCGUCAGGAGACGCAGAUCCCAUCCUUCAGCCAUGUGCCGCCUCAGCAGGUGCGCAGUGUGGAGGAGUGGCGCGCCCCUGCAGCCCUCCCGCCCCUCCACAGAAGCCGCAUCGCCCCUACCGCAGGGGACGCCACAGUGGCACCUCAGAGGGACACUUACGGCAGAGGCGAGGAAAGCCACUCACGAAAUGGCUAUCCGUUUGCCUCCAUGCCGCGCUUCAAGAGGACUCACCACGCCUCGCCGCCGCCGCCUGCCUCGCCAGACAUGCGCAGGCUGGGAAUGUCUACCUUCCGCAAGGGGCCGCCCUCCCCCUCUCCCAGCAGGCGGGCGGCCACGCCGACCGACGAAAGAACGAGUGCGAGAAAGGAAAGGUCUUACGACUCCAAACUUCCAACUUUUAGCGACAAUUCUUUCUUAAGAAGAUUUUGUAGAAGUGGAAGGUCACAGACGCCACCCCCUCCCUGCCCGUCACCUUCCUCCCUCCGCUCCCCCGUCACCUACAGGAGAGAGAUCCCCGUCCCUCAGUCACCAGGUCCCUUCAGGAGGUACGGCAGCGUACCCAUGAACAAAUCAGAGUAUCCGCCACACCCGAGCAUUGGUGACGCCGUCGGCAGGUCCAGCUCCUUCAGACACCCGAGGCUGGAGAGGACCCGCUACUCCGCCUUGGCCCCACAGCUGCCGGCCCUGUCCUCCUCCUCGCACCUCACCAUGGACGAGAAGUACCCGCUCCUGGACACUGACUUCCAGAGAUACGGCACGACCGACGACGGCCAGGGCGGAGGCUGGAGCACCAGGACGCCGCCACCGCACCGCAGAGAUCUUCCCCACGUACACACCGACUGGCAAUGCACACAGUACACCGCGGCUUCCGAGAGGCGUGACCCGCGGCGCUUCUCCUACCUCCGCAUGCCCGAGACGCAGACACAGAGCUAUGUGUCCACCACCCUCACUGAAGACCUGCCCGCCUCCACCACCACCACCACCACCUCCAUCUCCACCACCUGCUCUCCCAGACCACCUGGAUCUUUGGAUAUGGACGACAGGAGUUCAACUCGGCGAUCAUGGGAGAGGAGUCACAGCGGCGUCCUGGAUACUGAUGACCUCGGUGUUGGGCCGCAGCACAGAAUUAUCAGCAGCCCGCCUCUGAGCCUGUGUCGCGUCUCCUCGGACAGCGGGUACAGCACGUGCAGCAACAGCAGCGCCGCCUCCAGGAGCGAUUCAGUUGUGUCAGAUAGCGAGGGUGACAUGAUCGCCUGGUUCGGCAGCCGCCUCAACCUGAAGGAAGAAGAGUCCUUGGCCACCAAGUCCGCCACUGACCAUUUCUCCUACCUGAUGGAGAAGGAGGAGGAGUACCUGGUGUGCCUGCGUACCAUCCUCAGGGACUACCGGGAGAUGAACUCCAAGACUCCCUCACUCAUCCGCCAGCAUUUCGACCUCAUCUUCAAGCAGGUGGAGGUGAUUUACGCCUUCCAGAUGGCGCUGCAGGACAACCUGACGGAGACGCGUGGACAGCCGGACAAGCUGGCCCUGGUGUUCACCAACGAUCAGUUUCAGUGCUACAGCCGCUACAUGGUUAUGACGCCAGCAGUGCAGCGAGAUCUCCUGCAGUACGCCAGCCACUUCAAGGAGCACUUUCCAGACCUCAAACGUAACAUCCUCAAGCCUUCCCUGCGCAUCAACUUCUACGCCAUGAUCCUGGACAGCUUCAAGAAGGAGGCGUCUCAGGAAGUGAAGAGCAAGCUGCAGGAAGCCAUCGACUACCUGAACCAAGUGAAGCGCAAAGCCAACACAGAGAUGACCCUGAACACUGUGAUCCACAGCCCCGUGGACCUCAGGCUGGGAGGCGACAUGCUGUACAUCGGGGAGCUCAACUACAUAGGCGGAGGGACGCUGCAAAAGAAGAAGUACCAACUGAUUCUGUUCGAAAACCUCCUUGUCAUUACAUCCAUGAAGCUUCCUUACUUCAAGUACAAGACUCACUACCGCAUGGAGCAGCUGGAGUCCGUGGUGGGCUUCGGGGACAACGAGCUGCACCUCAACGUCCUCUCCGAGGGACAGACGCAGCUGGCCACGCUCAAGUUCAGGAUCAAGAGUACGAAGGUCAGGGACGAGUGGAUCAGCGAGCUGCAGAAGAUCACCAGACGCAACACCAAGCUGACGCAAAGCCGAGGCUCCGUCAGCAUGCUACAAAUACCGCGUCAGCAGUUCCGUACGCUGCCUCUCGACCUGACCCGCGUGUUCCCGCUGCUGAAGGAGAUGAUGAUGGACGAUGCUGCGGGCGAGGCGGGGCGGGAGCUGGUGGACGGGUACAGCUUGCCCAACAUGAGUCAUUACGAAGAGAUGUACGUUAACAAACUUUCCUCAUUACUCAACCCAGAGAUCCAGAGGCCGCCCGAGGCUCUCGGCGACCUGCUGGAGAAGCUUCAUCGCCUCCACAGCAAGAAAUUUCUACCUGUCCUGCAAAGGUCUCAUAAAGUGAGCGACUUCGUUGACUACUUGGCGGAGAACCUGGAGGAGCUGCAGGUGUACAUCGACUAUCUGGUGGUUCGCUCCCAGCUGACGGUGAAGCUGGACGAGGAGCCCCAGGCCGGCCCGUACAUCUGUCCUGUGCAGCACGUGUAUGGCAUCUACUUCGGGCUCACGAAGGAACUGUGCAGCUCAGAAAAGAGUAAAAAGUCCGCCCAGCGUGUCAUAAGAAGGCUGCGAGAGGACAUUGAUCUGGCGCAAGUACGGGUGCUGAAGGAGGCCAUCGUGAACGGCCGCGUGGACUUCCAGCGCAGCGGCAUCCUGCUGCUGUACAGCCCCAUGGAGGUGAAGACUCGUAAGAAGGAGAUCCGUGCCGGGGAGUACAUCGUGCUGCUCUUUGAAAACGUCAUCAUCCUCACCAGGCCCAAGCAGCCUUACUACGAGUACGUGAUGGACAUCUGGCUGGACCAAGUGAACCUCGGCCCGCCAGCUAACCACGACUGCACCUUCAGGGUGGAGGUGCGCCAGGGCGGCAGGAAGGAGCCUAUCACCUACGAGAUGUGCGCCACUAGUGCCGAGUUGAAGCAGAAAUGGAUGAGAAGACUCCAACAGCAGAUGUUGGUGCAGGUGGCAAAGAUAAGGGAACGUGUGGCCUCUGUGGGAGACGCAGCGGUGGGCGGGAGUCGCUAAUUAGAGGGGAUGCGUCAGACAGCGAGGAUUGCUCGCUACUAGUCACUCGCACGGUUGCAGGGGAGGCACCAACAGCCGGGAGGUGUUGGUGUGUCAUUUACACGGCAUUCAACGGUACCGUGAUUCGGCACACGAGUCGAGAAGUGACCACCACUGACGAAGGCGCCGCUGAGCUGUGAGGAUGUGUUGGGAUUGUGUUGUGGAUACUCGUCGAUAGUGUUUCACUCCCACUCCUGCCUACUUACGCGACACUCAUGUUCCUUAGUGUGCAUUGACCAAAGUGUGGUGUUGAGCACCGACUAACUUGUACUGCCUUGAGUCUGAGCCAGGGCAGUGCAGCAGCGGCGGCAACACACUGCUGCUGUGCACGAGUGGCCUUCCUCGCCCAGACACUCUUCCUAUACUCUUACCAAACCUGUGAUCGACAGCAGGGUUGCUCGUUCACGCUGGCUUGUUACGUUGAGGCGCGUCAACACACGCGGGCAGGAUUAAGAGAAUGACGCGGGUGUUCAGUGUGGUCACCACGUAGGUGCGCUGGGAACGCUCUCGUGCACGUAGCACAUUAGUGGUAACAGGACAGUAUUGUGAAUUGCUUCCACGUGUCUCAAGGUAGAGGUGUAAUAGUUAACUUAAUCUGUGUCUUUGUUCUAUGGAUGUUUUCUAAAGAUUAAAUUUAUAUUUUAAAUGAAACAGAAUUGUUACUUUUUAACUAGACCAGGGAAGGAACUGACCUUGCCGGAUUCUCUCUCUCUCGCAACAGACUCCAGACUCCCUUCCGAUUCCUUCCUGCGUAGUAUUCUCAGGUGUACCUUGUGCUGUCUGAAUAUAUAUUGAAUACUGCUUUCCUUGCA